AUGACAUCAGCCUUUGAGAGAAAGGUCAAGAGUGUGAUGCAGGAGGUGGACUGCAACAAAGGAGAGCUCAUCCCAGUGGACUAUGUUCCAAAUUCAAUCAGCUUAAAGCCUUACAGCCUCCUGAGCAGGAAACUAUCAAGCUCAUGGUUCUGGAAACCCCGUUAUACAUUUGUCAACCUGUCAAUUAAGGACAUCCUGGAACCCAGUGCUCCAGAACCAGAACCGGAGUGUGUUGGCCCCUUGCAAGUCUCUGACGACAUCGAUGGGAAAAUUCAGGGCACUGUGGCUGUAGAGUCACCCAUAGGAAAAGAGAGAAUUUCUGUUGAGGCUGCAGUGUCUGCCAGUUCCAGUGCCUCCAUGAGUAUGUAUAUGCUGCGUGUGAAUCCAAAGACCUGGGAUAUCAUGAAGAGUGAAAGGAACCUGCAACAGCCUGAGAGUAUACUCCUGCAACAGCUUCGGGGUCGUGGGGAUGACGUGUUUGUCAUCACCGAGGUGUUGCAGACAAAGGAGGAGGUGAAGAUCAAGCAGUCCCACAGCCUGGGGGGCUCAGGCAAGAUUACACUGCCUCAACUCACAUUCCUUCGGGUUGAAGGCAAGGGCCACCAAAGCCAGAAGAAGAUGGUGACCCUUCCUCCAGGCAGCGUCCUUGCAUUCCGAGUGGCGAAACUGGUCAUUGGCUCUACAUGGAGUAUCAUUCUCUUCCCGGAUGAGAAAAAGAGGACCUUUGAGUCCUCCUCAGGCCGCAGAAGAGGAGUGGACCGGGAGCGCCAUAGCUUUAAUCUGUGCUCUGCACUAUGUUCCCCAAGACCUCUUGGGCUUCAGGUGGUACUGCCCUCAGUCCCUGCAGAUGGAACCCCUGAGGAAGAAGAAUUCAAGGAAGACUUCCAAGGCUUGUGUGCAGAGGUGAAGGCUGGUUCCUUAGAACUUGGGAAAUUAAAAAUGGAGUUGAGACAACAGCUACUAGUGGACAUCGGGAGGAUUCUACAGGACCAGCCCCGCCUGGAAGCCUUAGAGGACUCACUAGGGCAGGGUCUGUGCAGUGGAGGGAAGGUGGAGCCUCUGGACAGCCCAGCAGGUGGCACCCUUGAGUGUCUGGUGUUCCAUUCUGGAGAGCUGGUGCUGGAAUUCGCAGCCCCUAUCUUCUACCUGUUGGGAGCACUGAAUGUGCUGAGUGAAACUCAGAGGCAGCUGCUAGCUAAGGAUCUGGAGAGAACAGUACUGUCAAAGCAGCUGGAGUUGGUGGAGCACAUAUUGGAAAAGAGCACCCCAUGGAAGGAGCAGAGAUCUGUGUCCCUGCCCUCCGAGCUCCUUGGGGACAGCUGGGAUGAGGAGGCUCCCACCUGGGUCUUGCUAGAAGAAUGUGGCCUAAGGCUGCAGGUGGAACCCCCCCAGGUGCACUGGAAACCAACUUCUCAGGGCCCCACAUGUGCUCUCUAUGCCUCCCUGGCCCUAUUGUCUAGUCUAGGCCAGAAACCUCAUUAG
This is a messenger RNA of Grammomys surdaster, 1482 nucleotides long. Its product is annotated as gasdermin-D-like. The transcript is spliced from 10 exons. Gene Ontology annotation, molecular function: phosphatidylinositol-4-phosphate binding; phosphatidylinositol-4,5-bisphosphate binding; phosphatidylserine binding. Lineage: Eukaryota; Metazoa; Chordata; Mammalia; Rodentia; Muridae. The record is from RefSeq and is a predicted model, not a curated record. Gene Ontology annotation, cellular component: NLRP3 inflammasome complex. Bases 1 to 1482 code for a protein of 493 amino acids. Gene Ontology annotation, biological process: defense response to bacterium; pyroptotic inflammatory response.